CCAAAGUGAAAAUUGCAAAGAAAUUUGCAAAAUAAUUGUGUAAAAACACAUUUUAAAGGCCGCAACGAUGCUCUCGUUGCUGCAGGAGAAGCGACCACUAAAGCGUACACGCCUGGGGCCGCCAGAUAUAUAUCCGCAAGACGCCAAGCAGCGCGAGGACGAACUGACGCCCACAAAUGUGAAACAUGGCUUUACAACGACGCCGCCGCUUUCUGAUGAAUUUGGCACGGCGCACACAUCCAAUGUGAACGCCAGCAAGGUGAGCGCGUUCUUUAGCGGCGUGCUGGCCAAAAAGGAGGAGCUGAUGACGUUGCAGGAUACCGUGCGGAAAAAGCAGCAAAUUAAUUGCAAAGACAACUUUUGGCCGGUAUCGCCGCGUCGCAAAUGUACAGUGGAUGCUUGGUUCAAGGACCUGGCCGGCAACAAGCCACUGCUUAGUCUGGCCAAACGUGCGCCCUCCUUCAACAAGAAGGAGGAAAUUUUUAUAACGCUGUGCGAGAACCAGGUCAAUAUGCAGCGUGCCACCUGGUUUAUCAAACUAAGCGCCGCAUACACGCUCAGCUUUACCGAGUCGAAGAACAAAAAGCGCAGCAUUUAUGACCCGGCAGCCGAAUGGACAGGCAAUAUGAUCAAGUUCAUGAAGGAACUGUUGCCCAAGCUGCAAGAAUACUAUCAGCAGUCGCACGAUAAGAAUGGAAUGCAGGCCAACGGCAGCAGCAGCUCAUCCACUGCCAGCAGCACCAGUAGCAACAGCAAUGGCAGCGCCAACAGCAGCAGCAACAACAAUAACACCAGCAGCAAUACCAGUACUGUGGGCAAUCCCACGCCCAAUGUGAUACCGGUGCCCAGCAUGUCCAGUCCGCUGCCGCCCAUACAUAGUCCAGCCAAUGGCCAGCCAGGUGCUGUUGGCAGCGCUGCAGCUGGUGGCGCUGUGGCCGGCACUGCUGCAACGCCGGGCACAGCGCUAGCUACGCUGGGCGGCUCUGCAGCCGUUGGCGCAGCCGGAGCAAACGCUGGUGCUGUGCCGCCAGGCUCAAGCAUAUCGGGCAUUGGCAGUCAGUUCGAGGAUAGUCGCAAUGCGCUGAAAUACUGGAAGUAUUGCCAUCAGUUGAGCAAGUAUAUGUAUGAGGAGUCAUUGUUGGAUCGCCAGGAGUUUCUUAACUGGAUACUGGAUCUGCUGGAUAAGAUGCGCACGCAAACCAGCUUCGAUGAGCCGCUAAAGAAGCUGGUUCUCAGCUUUGCGCUGCAGUAUAUGCACGACUUUGUGCAGUCGGAGCGCCUGUGCCGCAAAAUGGCCAAUCUGGUGGCCAAAAAGCUGGCUCAGCUGCUCAAUGCGGCCGUCGAGCAGCAGCAGCAACAACAACAGCAGCAGGCCCUAAUCAAGUCACAGGCCAUGGAACUCGAUGUGCCCGAGGAUCAGCAGCAGCAGCAGCCGACUAUUGAUCCGUAUGAGCAGGCUCUGCAUGACUAUAUGAACUGUCCGCAUCAUCGUGACAUUGUCCUAUAUUUGAGCACCAUUCUUCAGGUAAUUACCAUCGAAUGCCCGACGGCGCUGGUGUGGAGCGGCAUAGCUGCACAUCGUGCCCCCUCCUCCCUGGUGGGCAGUCCCCUUGAUCAUUUGCCGUUGGCGCCCUCGGUGCUGCCAAUGCCUUCACGUUGUCCUCGCACCAACCAUGAGCUGCGCAAGCAAUUGCGUGCCGCCGAGGCGGAUAUUGUGUUGCGUACCCAGCACGCGGAACAGCGCUGGUUCGCAUCAAAGUGGCUGAGCGCGGGAAAGAAUCAUUACACCAAUGUGCUGGCCACGUUGGAUCAUCUAGACACUCACUGCUUUGAGCGCAUGGAUCAGUGCAAUUCAAUUGACACUCUCUAUACUCACAUAUUUCCACCACAACCGGUGCAACUGCGCCGCUCCGAGGAUGAUUCACAGCAGCAGCAGCAACAGCAGCGCGCUCCAUAUGAGCCCAAGCAGGACGCGGACACGGUGCGCAUACUCUGCGAGUGGGCGGUGUCCAGCCAGCGUUGGGGCGAGCAUCGGGCCAUUGUGGUGGCCAUUUUGCUGGACAAGCGUCAAAUCGAUGUGACCAGCACACCAGCCGAUCUAUGCGGAGAUAAGGAGGACAAGGAUUCGCUGGCAUCCGGUGCCGGCAUCAUCGAUGGCCUGCCCGUCUUUCAACAUGUUCUAAUGCACUUUCUGGACCACGAUGCACCCAUCUUGGAUGAGCACAACAGCAGCGCCCAGCAACGCACAGAAUUUACCAAUUUGGUUCAGCUUUUCAGCGCGCUGAUACGGCACGAUGUCUUCUCGCAUAAUGCGUACAUGCACACGUUAAUAUCGCGUGGGGAUCUGCUGCUGGAAUCGAUGCUGGUGCACAAGACGACGGCGAAAAAUUCGCCACCGCCACCAGCGCCUCCGCCGCCGAAUAGCAGCGCAACGACCCACGGAUUCGACGAUGACGGCUUUGGCUCGGGCAUUGGCAUUGAUUUCAAGCACAAUGAGUUCGAUGACUCCAAUGUGGACGACGAUCUGGAUAAACUGGUGCAGAACAUUAAGGAAAAGGGCCAACAGCACGAGGCGCCCGACAGUCCCAAGAUCGGUGCGCCCGGUGAUGGUGACGGCGGCGUUGAUACGCCUGCCUCUGGCGUCAGCAUAUCCAGGCACUAUGUGUACACGAAACACUUUCCCAUACCCCAGGAUGAUCCCAGCAUGUCCAGCUACAGCAGCGAGAGCAAUCAACGCUACAUACUGCUCUUUGGUGUGGGCAAGGAGCGCGACGAAAAGAAGCAUGCAGUUAAGAAGAUGUCCAAGGAGAUUGGCAAACUCUUCACCAAGAAAUUCAGCAUCGAUGUGGCGGAGGGCGGCAAGGUGAAGAAACAUUCGCGCAACGAGUUCAACUUUGAGGCGACCACAGCCAAGUGCCAGCACAUGGCCUACUUUGAUCAGCAUGUGGUGACGGCCCAGUGUGCGGCCAAUGUGCUCGAGCAGCUAAAUGGCUUUGCCCAGGGCAGCAACAACUAUUUGCCCGUGCAGGAGCAUGUGGCCUUUUUGUUCGAUUUAAUGGAGCUGGCGCUCAACAUUUACAGUCUGCUCGAGCUGUGCGAUCACUUGCUAAAGGAGCUGCCCGAGGUGGAGCAUCAGCUGCAGCUAAAGAAGUCUAACAUGGUGCGUGGCUACACCACCUCCCUGGCCCUCUACAUUGUCAGCAUACUGCGCCGGUAUCACAGCUGCCUGUUGCUGUCGCCGGAGCAGACGGUCUCCGUUUUUGAGGGACUUUGUCGCACCAUACGCCAUGUCAGCGAUCCCAGCGAAUGCAGCUCCGCGGAACGCUGUAUACUCGCCUACCUCAGCGAUCUGCACGAGUCCUGCAUACUGCUGCAGGGCAAGGAGCAGGCAGCUGAAUAUUAUCAACAGUUGAACUGCAUCAAGCGUUUUAAGGAUAUCUUCAAUACGCCCGAGCAGCUCAGCAUAACACCCCAGGCCUACAAUCCACAGCUGUUGCAGGAGCUGUUUGUGGCGCCGCGACGUGGCGGCAAGCUCGAAUCGCACUGGCUGCGCCAACUCCAUGAAUCCCCGGCGAAUGUGUACAGUUUUGUCUCGAAUGCCGUCAUUGCCGUCUGCCGGGAGACGGAUAACGAGCGGCUAAACGAUGUGGCGCUCGCCUGCGCAGAGCUAACUGCCAGCUGCAAUGUGCUGUCCGAAGAGUGGAUUGCGGCAUUGCAGAGUCUGUGCAGCGGCAGCAAAAGCCCGCGCUACCCGCACCUCGGUGGUCAGGUGGACAUUGGUCAGGGCAAGACGCACAAUGCCCUGGCCGUCUUCGUGUGCAUUCUGGUGGCGCGACAUUGUUUCUCGCUGGCGGAUUUCGUUAGCAAAUUUGCGCUGCCGACGCUGGCGCGUUCGGUUAGCGGUGGCGGUGAGCUGAGCGUGGAUGCGGAGGCGGGCGCACGGCUCACAUGUCAUCUGGUGCUGAAGCUGUUCAAAACCCUGGAAAUACCACAGCCGGGCAUGUACUCGGUGAGCACAUCGCCCAAUCCGCUGCAUGCUGUGGGCAGCGACUUUAGCAUACGUCUUAGCUGCGAUCGUCAUCUGCUGGUGGGCGCACACAAGACCAUACCCAUAGCGGCGGUGCUGGCUGUUCUGAAAGCCAUACUCAUUGUCGUGGACAAUGCGGCGCUGAAGACGCCACUGGCCGCCAGCGGAUUGGGCUCGUCGAGUAGUUGCAGCGCCUUUGGCAGCGGUAAACGCAGCGGCUUCAAUACGCCCGUUCAUCCGGGCAGCACGCCGAAGAGCAACGAGCAGCGGCCGGCGGAUCUCAGCCAGAUACUGGGCACCAGCGAUCUACAGCUUGGCAGCCUGGGCAGUGAACAGGAGUCACUGCAGCAGCCAACGGGCAGCAGCUUGGCGGGCAACGAGCAAAUCUCAUUACUGGAGUUUGCCCAGGCCGUUCUCAAGCAGAUUUGUGCCCAGGAGCAUGUGCUGGAGCGCUGCUUGAAAAAUGCGGAACAGCUGUGCGAUAUGAUUAUUGACGAAAUGCUGACCGCCAAACAGGCGCAACGUGUGCUGCACAUGAUCUGCUAUCCGGAAGCCGAGUUCAAUAUUAUUUCAGAGCUGGAUCAGCGUUCGAUGAUAGUGCGCAUUCUGGAGCACCUGGAUCAAUGGACGCUGCGCAUUUCCUGGCUGGACUUGCAGCUCAUGUAUCGACAGUCGCUGAGCAACAACACAUCUCUCAGCAACAAUACGGAGCUCAAUGUUUGGUUGGAUACGGUGGCCCGAGCGGCCAUCGAUGUCUUCCACAUGGAAGAGGUCACGUUGCCGGGCGCCCUGAAAACCACGCACAAGCCGAAGCCAUCCACAUGGCUGGUGGCGCCGCUCAUUGCAAAGCUUACGCCCGCUGUACAGGGUCGUAUCUUGCGCGUGGCUGGCCAAGUGCUCGAGAGCAUGAACUACUUUUCCAAGGUGUCCAAGUCCGAUUGCAACAGCUCCGGCAGUGGCGAUGAGCGCGAGAAAAGCAACAGCUGCCACAGCAGCAACAGCUACGGCGGCGGUGGAAGCAUUACGGCUCGCAACAAGAAGAUGCCGCUCAACUAUCAGCCCUUCCUGGGACUUAUACUCACCUGCCUGAAGGGUCAGGAUGAGUACAAGGAGAAUUUGCUUGUUUCACUCUACUCCCAGCUCUCCCAGUGCCUGCAGUCCUUCGCUGAGCUGGACACCAUUGGCGGCAUCGACGAGCCGCAGGCAUGUGAGGAGAUUCUUGAUGCAUUGCAGCUGCGCUUUUCGCUGGUGGGCGGCAUGUUUGAUGCCAUCCAAAAGAACAGCACGCCAACCACAGACUGGGCCAUACUGCUCGCACAGCUGGUUUGCCAGGGUGUCGUUGAUCUGAGUUGUAAUCGGGAGCUCUUUACCACUGUGGUGGACAUGCUGGCCACUCUGGUGCACUCGACGCUUGUCUCCGAUAGCCAAUCGGAGCGGGAUGAAAACAAGAAGCUCUAUCUGAAUCUGAUGAAGAAACUCAAGAAGGAAAUCGGCGAGAAGAAUAACGCUUCGAUACGCGUCAUAAGGCAACUGCUGCCGCUUUACAAGCAGCCCACAGAGGUCAUAGCCUGCGAGCAUGCAGGAAUGGACACGAAGGGCAAUAAGAUUUGUGACAUGGACAAAAAGCAGCUGCGUAUCUCGGAUAAACAGCGAAUCAGCGUGUGGGACAUUCUCGAGGGUCAUAAGAAUCCAGCGCCGCUCUCGUGGGUGUGGUUUGGUGCCGUCAAGCUGGAACGCAAGCCGCUCACCUACGAGGAGGCACACCGUAAUCUCAAAUACCAUACGCACAGUCUGGUCAAACCCAGUAGCUAUUAUUAUGAGCCGUUGCCGCUUCCGCCGGAGGAUAUAGAGCCAGUCCCAGAGAAGAUUUGCAUAAAGGAUGAAAUGAUGAAGGCCGACACACCCUCGUCGGUGGAUCAGUCGCCUAGCGCUGUGGUUGGCACUGGACGUGGCCGUGGCAAGGGCACAACAACGCGCAAGCGCAAGCCGAAAAAUCCAAAGACGCCGCCAGUGGUCAACACGCAACAGCAGCAGCCACAAUUGGCGCCGCAGCCGCAACAGCCGCCAAAUGUGCAGCAGCAGCAACAACAACAAAUGCAACAGCAACAGCACAUGCAGCAGCAAAUGCAGCCCAACCAGAUGGGGCAGAUGCCUAUGAAUAUGCAGAUGAACAUGCAACAGUUUGGUCCCAAUGCCAUGAUGCAGCAGCAGACUGCGCUGAUGCAGCAGCAGCAGCAACAACAACAGCAGCAGCAAAUGCAACAGAUGGCGCCCAAUCAAAUGCAGCAGCAGCUUAACGUGGGCGGAAAUGGCCAACCGAAUGCACAGAUGAACUUUAUGCAGGGUCCCGGACCCGGUGGCCCACAGGGCAUGCCCAGCCAACAGCAGCAGCAACAGCAAUGGCACAAUACGCCCCAGCAGCAGCAACAGCAACCGCAGCAGUAUCACAAUCAGUAUCAGCAUCAGCAGAACAUGCAAAUGAAUCGUAUUGAGCGGCCACCGCUUAAUAGCAACUCCAAGCAAGCAUUGUCACAGAUGCUGCGCCAGCGGCAGCCUGGUUCAUUCCAACAGCAGCAGCAACAGCCGCCUGGUGGCUUUAAUCCCAUGCAGCAACAGGCACAGCAGCAACAAGGGCCCCAGCAGCAGCAAAUUAAUGCACAGCAAUUGCGGCAGCAGCAGCAGCAGCAACAACAAAUGAAUGCUCAACCGAAUCCGCAGGCUGCGGCCGCCUUUAAUGCAAUGCAGCAACAGCAGCAGCAGCAGCCAAAUGUUCAGCAACAGCAGCAAAUGAAUCCCAAUCAGCAGCAGUUGCAGCAACAGCAACAGCAGCAACAACAGCAACAGCAAUUCAUGCGUGGCAACAUGCGCGCCAUGGCGCCAAGCCAGAUGGGUGGCAUGAAUAUGGUUGGUCAGGGCAUGCCGCAGAACCCGAUGUUGCAGCAGCAGCAGAUGGCACAAGGCAUGGUGGGCAUGGUCAAUCCAAAUGCCAAUCCAAUGAUGCAGGGCGGUGGAGCAGGUGGCAAUGGCGGUGUUGGUGUCGGUGUCGGUGUCGGUGUGGGCGUUGGCGCUGGUGGCAAUAAUCCGAACAUGGGCAUGGGCGGUAUGCCGCAGCAGGGCAUGAUCCAGCAGCAACAGCAGGUGCAGUUUCAAAAUUUCCAAAAUCAGUAUCAGCAGCAGCAACAACAGCAAGGCAUGCAGCAGCAAGGCGGCGGAGGCGGAGGCGGUGUUGGCGUGGGCAUGGCGCCGAAUCAGCAGCAGCAACAGCAAGCCGGUCUAAUGAACAAUUUCAAUCCUCAGAUGCAGCAGGCGCAACGCAACAAUCCCGACUUUAUGGCAGCAGCAGUUGUUGCGCAGCAGCAGCAGCAGCAACAACAACAACAGCAGCAGCAACAGCGCGGAGUGCCUGGCGGUAUGAUGGCCGGCAAUCGCGGCCAGUAUAUGAACCAGGCGCCGAAUGUGACCAUGACCAACAUGAUGGGUCCUGGACCAGGGGGUGUGGGCGUGGGCGUUGGCCAGGUGCCACCCUAUGCACGCCAGCAGACCACGGGUGGCGGCAAACCGGGUGUAUUGCCUGCGCAGCAGCAAUUCCAGCAGCAGCAGCUCCGACACCAGCAAAUGAUGCAAAUGCAGGGCAUGGCCGGUGGAGGAAUGGGCGGUGGACCACAAGCCGGAGGCGGUGCAGGUGGUGGCGGCGGCGGCGGCAUGGUCCAGCAACAGCAGAGCAUGAAUCAGCAGCAAACGCCCAAUCUGGUGGCCCAGCUUCAGCGUCAGAUGACCAAUCAGCCGAACAUGAUGGGACAGCAGCAGCAGUACCCACAUCAGCCGCCACCCUAUUAGUUAAGAGUAUUGUAGUUUUUGUAAAGCAUGCACUUGUGUACGAAUAAUUCACUCAAUG
Drosophila novamexicana is the source of this 7922-nucleotide messenger RNA. It is a transcript of the gene kto, whose product is annotated as mediator of RNA polymerase II transcription subunit 12. Gene Ontology annotation, cellular component: mediator complex. Gene Ontology annotation, molecular function: transcription coactivator activity. The transcript is spliced from 8 exons. Gene Ontology annotation, biological process: regulation of transcription by RNA polymerase II. Lineage: Eukaryota; Metazoa; Arthropoda; Insecta; Diptera; Drosophilidae. The record is from RefSeq and is a predicted model, not a curated record. Bases 68 to 7864 code for a protein of 2598 amino acids.